Schistosoma turkestanicum is the source of this 2136-nucleotide messenger RNA. Lineage: Eukaryota; Metazoa; Platyhelminthes; Trematoda; Strigeidida; Schistosomatidae. The record is from the annotation of a GenBank genome assembly.
AAGCCAAGUUUUAACCGUAUUUUUUUUAAAGUAUAGAAUAUAUUUUAAUCAGUAUUUAUCAAGCCAUUUUAACAUGAAUCUAUGAUGAUAUCAUUACUUCUGUUUUUCUGCGUUUCUUCGUACUCAUUAAUAUAUUUUUUUUAAUUUAUUUGAACAAUAUUUUGCACUUGCAUGUUGGAUUUAGUUGUAAUUGUUGUAUUACUCAUGAGUAGUUGAGUGUUUACUAUAUAAUUUGUAACUUGCAUUUUAUUGGUCAGUAUGAUCGAACAAUCUAGAAGUUGUUUUCUAUUGGUCGAAACAUUAACUGUUUGGUCAGCCAUUUUGUUUGGCAGUCUAUUUGCUUUGUGUGUGAGACACGGAUCGUUGUGAUAAUUUGUUGUUGUUGUUGUUGUUGUUGUUGUUGUUGUUGUUGCUUAAUCACCUUGAAUGUAAGUAACUGUUCCAAAUAAAUAUUCCGAACACUCAAAGAGCUUUUAACUUUAUCGACUUCGGGUGCGUUAUUCCGUUAUGCCACGAAAAUCCUACACUUGCAUGUUUGUGCGAUGCAAAAAUUGGAUUUGUGAGUGGGCCACGAUUUUGACCGGGUGUCUAGACCGAAGCAGAUGGUUUUUUCAUGGGACCGUUUCCCGGACCUUUGACCUAGAGGUCCGAUUCACAAGGCAGUGGCGCAACGUCAGGAGAUGUCUUGUGGUAGCCGGUGACCAAUAAUAGGUUCAUAUUCCAUUUGUUCCUUCAGGAUAGUGAAGCCAAUGUGCAUCACUGGUUUGUAAAUAGGGUUUUCCAACUCCUAUAUGUUGAUCUUCGUACCCACCAACCUGGUUUAAGCUCUGGGUGGACAUUCGCUCUUUAUGUCUUCAGUUUCAUAAACAACAACAAUGCGAAGUCAUUGGGUAAGACUCCCUCCCUGUCAGUGGUCAUAAUCACAGGGCCAUGUGAGAGCAUUUGGAGUGAGAGAACAGACAUUCUCCACCCGACUGUACUAGGACGUUUGAGGAUAGGGUCCAUUCAGAGAAUUUUGUUUGGAUUACUGAAACGAUAACAAGGAAAUAAAUUUAGUAGGCGAAUAAAAAUACUUCAUAGGCAGUGAAUUUCAAAAUUGUGGGUUCUAAUCAUUUCUGCAUUUCCGUUUUUUAGGUUGAUAAUUAUAACGGCUUCAUGGAUCACUGUGAAUCAAAGGGAGUUAUAGAUUUAUGUGAAUUCCCUUUCUUUCAUUCAUUUCUUGAUCAAGAGGAAUCAGCUGAUUUUGUUUCCGAAUCGGAAUCCCAAAUAAGUUUCGAUAUGUUUGGAACAUGUUCUCUAAAAAACGUUAGGCAUAUUGUUCGUCGGAAUCGACGUCUCAAACCAUUAAGAGUUCAUUUGUUGAAAUCCGUAUUAAAUUUAUGCAGAGCUGCAAACUUAGAACCAUUUGUAUAUGGUGGCACAGCUUUAUCAGUAUUUCGUGAAGAUGGAAAAUUCAUACCACAUGAUACAGAUAUUGACUUGGGUAUCUUGGAAUUUGAUUCUGAAGGAAACAGUUCAUACAUCACGCUGAUGCUUCACUGUCUUAAAAGUGGUAUAAAUGUUUUUGGAGUUGAAAAUAUAGAUGAUUCUUUAGUAUUUGGUGUCAAUUCUGAUUUAUUUGUUGAUUUUUCGGCCAGCAUCAGUAAACGUGUUUGGCUUAAAGCGCAACAGUUUAAUGUACCUGAAACAAUUAAAGAACUACCAUACGAUGGAUGUGACUGCAAACGCAUCAAAUUCUUUUUCAGCACUAAGGGCCUACUUAAAGCCUGUGAAUUAUGUCAUGUGAACUUAAAAAUUGCAGAUCAAAUACUAUCAGAUCCAUCAUUAGUACACGUCGAUUUGUUCACUUUAUCGACCUAUCCAAACUCAUCGGAUGAGUUUAAGUAUUUGCGUGUAAAUUGGAAUUUGCCGGGUAUAUAUGACUGUAAAAAAAAGUUAUUCCCAUAUAACUCCUUCUUUCCAUUGAGACCAUGUACAUUUGAAGGUGUAAACUUGUUAGCUCCGCACGACCUAAAAACUUAUUUAACUAUCGAAUACGGUUACUUGGGACGAGAUGCUGUAUAUAAUUGUAAAAAGCAGUUGUAUGUAAAAUUUCCUUCAAAAUAUUCUGGUCGAUUACCAUCAUACUUUACAUGA